This is a messenger RNA of Brassicogethes aeneus, 4138 nucleotides long. The record is from the annotation of a GenBank genome assembly. Lineage: Eukaryota; Metazoa; Arthropoda; Insecta; Coleoptera; Nitidulidae.
UAAUUAUUUCAAAUAGUAUACCGGUGCAACCGGCCAUAAAUGUUGACAGUUGGCAAUGAAUAAGUGAAUUGGUAGAUUUUUACAUGUUGAACAAUUAAUUUAGAAAAAUAUUAAGCAUACAUAUAAUUUGAUUACAUUAAGACACUACACUAUUGCAGGGGAUCGUUUAUUUUACUGAUAUGUAAAUAUAAAAGUAAUUAUUGAAUUUUAACCUUAAUUAUUGAAAUGUACAUACUUUUUACUUAAAACAAGUCUGGUAGUCAACUUUUUACUUUGUCGUUUUAAUUUAUUGGUAAAACAAUCCAUCUUCAUCAUGGCUAGUGUAUCAUAUCAAAUUGCUAAUCUGCUUGAAAAGAUGCAAAGCAGUGACAAGGACUUUAGAUUCAUGGCAACAAAUGACUUGAUGAGCGAACUACAAAAAGAUAGCAUCAAAUUAGAUGAUGAUUCUGAGAGGAAAGUGGUGAGAAUGUUGUUAAAGCUUCUCGAAGACAAAAAUGGGGAAGUCCAGAAUUUGGCUGUUAAAUGUUUGGGGCCUUUGGUGAAUAAAGUUAAAGAGUAUCAGGUGGAAACAAUUGUUGAAUCACUUUGUACAAAUAUGAUUUCUGACAAGGAACAACUUCGUGAUAUAUCCAGCAUUGGGCUAAAGACUGUGAUUGCUGAGUUGCCACAGGCCCCAGGAGGCCUAUCCGGCAAUAUCUGCAAAAGAAUUACUGGUAGACUUACUACAGCAAUAGAAAGGCAAGAGGACGUUUCAGUCCAACUUGAAGCUUUGGAUAUAGUGGCAGAUUUGUUGCAACGUUUUGGAAGUGUCCUAAGCACUUUUCACUGUUCAAUAUUGAAUGCUUUGCUGCCUCAGUUGUGCUCUCAAAGGCAAGCGGUGCGUAAGAGAACAAUUGCGGCUUGUAGCAACUUGGUGCUGUCCUGUAACAACAACCUUUACGUAAAGCUGAUUGAUCAUCUUUACGAUGGACUGUGUAAUGAUAAAAACAACUCGCAGAUUCGUACUUAUGUACAGUGUAUUGCCGCCGUUUGUCGCCAAUCUGGUCAUAAAUUUGGCGAACACAUUGAAAAAUUCGUCCCUUUAAUAUUGCAAUGUAGUUCGGUAGAUGAUGAUGAGCUUAGAGAAUUCUGCUUGCAGUCUUUUGAAAGCUUCAUUAACCGCUGCCCUAAGGAAAUAACGCCCAAUAUUCCAGCGAUUACUCAACUAUGCCUUAAAUUCAUGACUUAUGAUCCGAACUACAAUUACGAUGAAGAUGAGUCUAGCAAUGAGGAUGGCAAUGAGUUUGAUGAUGAGGACGACGAAGAAGACAAUGACGAGUACAGCGAUGAUGACGAUAUGAGCUGGAAAGUGCGCAGGUCCGCUGCCAAAUGUCUCGAAGCAAUAAUAUCGACUCGUCACGAGUUACUUCCUGAAUUCUACAAAGUCCUGUCUCCCGCGUUGAUAGCUCGUUUCAAGGAAAGAGAAGAGAAUGUCAAGUCCGACAUUUUCCAUGCUUAUAUCGCCUUGUUGAAGCAAACUAGAGCUACGGUUAACGUUAACAUGGAUCCGAAUGCAAUGGUUAUGGACGAGGUCGAAGAAAGUCCGAUGAGUUUGUUGCAGUCGCAAAUCGACUUGAUUGUGAAGGGGGUCCAGACCCAGAUGCGCGAGAAGAGCAUGAAGACUAGACAGGAUUGUUUCUCCUUACUUAAAGAAGUCUGCGCCGUUCUUCCAGGGGCUUUGAGUUCUCAUAUAGCCGAUCUAAUUCCUGGUAUACUGUAUUCGUUGGGCGAGAAAAACGCCAGUAGCAAUAUGAAAAUCGACGCUCUAUCAUUUAUUUAUUGUCUGCUUACCAGCCAUCCUACUACAGUUUUUCACUCCCACAUCCACAUUCUAUUGCCGCCUGUGAUAAACGCUGUUGGUGACAGCUUUUAUAAAAUCACAGCCGAAGCUUUGAAUGUCCUACAAGAACUCGUCAAGGUAAUAAGACCGUUAAACGGCACCACCGACUUUGACUUUACACCAUUCACCAAAGACAUUUAUUCAUGCACUUUGGAUCGUUUGAGGACCGCCGACAUCGAUCAGGAGGUAAAAGAAAAAGCAAUUUCAACAAUGGGGCAAGUCAUAUGCAAUCUGGGCGACCAUUUGAAAUCGGAGUUGCCGAGUUGUUUCCCGCUCUUCUUGGACAGACUGCGCAACGAAAUCACCAGACUGACGACCGUCAAAGCCUUGACCAAAAUCGCCGGAUCUCCUCUGUGCAUUGAUCUCCCAAUUUUAAACAACGCCAUACCGAUACUGGGGCACUUCCUGCGCAAAAAUCAGCGCGCCUUAAAACUGAGCACCCUUCAACUUCUCGAUUGCGUUAUAAAAAACUAUCACGAGUACAUCGACGUCGAACUGCUCCAAAGUACUGUAAUAGUCGAGGUACCUCCCUUACUGGACGAAUCCGAUUUGCAUAUAGCUCAAUGGACUUUGGUCAUAUUGAAAUCAGUGGCCGAACACCACCCAAGGGCUCUCAAAGAAGUCUCCAACAACAUCUUGCCUCAAGUCAUGGUACUAGUCAAAUCUCCGUUGCUACAAGGAUCUGCUCUACAAGCCAUGCUUAAAUUCUUCAAGGCUUUAGUUAAGUGCAAUCUGCACGGAUUAAGCUACGAUGCUCUACUAAGAAUGUUACUGCAGCCCAUUUCGAAUCUGACUACCACGCAAACUACGUUACACAAACAAGCGUUCUACUCUUUGGCUAAAUGCGUGGCCGCUAUCACAGUAACAUGUCAUUCUCACGCGUUGCCUGUAAUCCCGCAAUUCAUCAACGAAAUUCAGAAUUCGCAUUCUGAUUCGCAGCAAAUUUUCGCUUUGUUGGUUGUCGGCGAAAUCGGCAGGGAAAUAGAUCUUACUUCAGUAACAAACUUAAAGCAAGUAAUACUGCAAUCCUUCUCGGCUGUAUCUGAAGAAGUAAAAUCGGCUGCAAGCUACGCACUGGGCAGCAUUUGCAUUGGAAACUUGCAGCAAUAUCUACCGUUCAUACUCAAAGAAAGUCAGGAUCAACCCAAACGGCAAUAUUUACUCCUACACUCUCUCAAAGAAGUAAUAACAUGCUUAUCGCAAACUCCAGAAGGCAUCCAGCAAUUAUUGCCCUUCGUACCGGCGAUCUGGCAGCAACUCUUCAGGCAUUGCGAAUGCAGCGAGGAAGGCACUCGCAACGUGGUCGCCGAAUGUUUGGGCAAGCUGACUCUAAUCGACCCCGCUCAUUUGCUACCCAAGCUGAAGCGCUCCCUAGUGUCCCCGUCGCCUCUAAUGAGAACCACGGUGGUAACCGCGGUCAAGUUCACCAUCAGCGAUCAACCCGCCGCCAUUGAUCCGCUAUUGAGGCAAUGCAUUGGGGAAUUUUUGGACACCCUGCAAGACCCCGACUUGAAUGUGAGGAGAGUCGCUUUGGUUGCCUUCAACUCGGCCGCUCACAACAAGCCAUCGCUCAUCAGGGAUCUACUCGAUACCACUUUACCUCAACUAUACAGCGAAACUAACGUUAAGAGGGACUUAAUAAGGGAAGUUGAAAUGGGCCCCUUCAAACACACAGUGGAUGAUGGCUUGGACAUUAGAAAAGCUGCAUUUGAGUGCAUGUACACUCUAUUAGAUUCGUGUUUAGAUAGAAUUGAUAUUUUCGAUUUUAUUAAUCACGUCGAGUCAGGAUUAAAGGAUCAUUACGACAUCAAAAUGUUGACUUAUCUAAUGGUAGCUAGGCUUUCUCAAAUAUGCCCUGGAGCUGUCUUACAAAGAUUAGAUCGUUUGGUUGAACCGUUGAAAGCAACCUGCACCAUGAAAGUUAAGGCAAAUUCAGUUAAGCAAGAAUAUGAAAAGCAAGAUGAACUAAAAAGGUCUGCCCUGCGUGCUGUAUCAGCACUACUUAAUAUUCCUGAUGCAGAUAAAAAUCCUCACUUGAAUGAAUUUAUAAGCCAAAUAAAGAACUCUCCUGAUCUUCAACCGAUAUUUGAAUCCAUACAAAAAGACUCCUCCAGCAAUCAUAACGACUGUUUUUUAAUGGAUCAAAGUUAAAUUUGCCUAUUUGUUUGUAAUUUAUUUGAGAUUAAUGGUAAUUACAGUGUUAUGUUAUAUUCGAUUUUUGUCAUCUUCAAUUUAUAAUAAAACUUUUGUUUCACCUUA